AUGAAAACCGUGGAGGAAGUUGCUGCAAAACUACAGGAUGCAAAGUUAUUUACAAAACUGGAUGCGUCACAAGGUUUCUUUCACAUCAAGUUGGCCGAAGAAACCAGUGAAGUAUUUCAGAAAGAAACCAGUCAGAUCUUUGAGAAUGUAUCUGGUAGUGAAGUGAUAAUUGACGACAUACUCAUCUGGGGAAAGGAUGAAGAUGAGCUCAACACGCGUUUAGAAACUGUUCUACAAAAAGCAGAAGAUGUUGAUCUACGAUUCAACAGUGAGAAAUUUCCGGGAAAAGAGCUUUACAUCGCGGACGCGUUAAGUCAUGCACCGUUACAAGAUUCACCAAAAGCCGAGGAAUUCGAAAAACACGGAUUAGCGAGCAUAUCAGCUGGUAAAACCGACGAUCCGAUAUUGUCGAAAGUGAAACAACACGUGCAAUACAGAUGGCCGGACAACAGGAGUGAGAUUCCAAAUGAUCUUGAUGUAUAUUGGAACAUUCGCGACGAGCUCAAUUUGUGUGAUGGUCUUCUCAUGAAGGGAGAUAGAAUUAUAACACUCCUGUCACUACAAAAUGAAAUGUUAGAGAAGGUCCAUGCUAGCCAUCUUGGAAUUGUGAAAUGUCUUGAGCUAGCAAAAUCAAGCUUAUUCUGGGUCGGAAUGUCAAAAGACAUAAAGAGCAAAGUGGAAAAUUGUCCGAUAUGUCAAAAACACCGAAUUUAUCAGCAGAAGGAACCGAUCAUUCAGGAGGAAAUUCCAAAUAGGCCGUGGCAAAAGUUAGCAAGUGAUAUAUUCUAUAUGGGUAGUGAGAAAUAUAUGAUUCUAGCUGAUUACUCUUCCAAAUAUUUUGAAAUAUCAAAUAUUCCGAAUGUGACAAGUUCAACUGUGAUUCAGCACAUGAAAUCGCAUUUCGCCCGUCAUGGUAUUCCAGAAGUUUUGAGAACGGAUAACAGUCCCGAAUACGCGUCGGCUGAAUUUCAAGUGUUCAUGAAUGAAUACAGCAUCAGACAUGUAACAUCUUCACCUAAAUACCCACACAGCAACGGUUUUGCGGAAAGGACCGUACAAACGGCAAAAAAGCUGCUGAAAAAAGCAAAGGAGGACAACCGCGAUCCAGAAAAUUGCAUUGUUAGAGCUGCGAAUCACACCAAUUCACGGUGUGGAUCUAUCACCAGUAGAAAUGUUAAUGGGACGCAAAACGAGAUCAUUCAUUCCCAUUAA
This is a messenger RNA of Ylistrum balloti, 1212 nucleotides long. RefSeq lists its product as uncharacterized. Gene Ontology annotation, biological process: DNA integration. The transcript has 3 exons. Gene Ontology annotation, molecular function: nucleic acid binding. The record is from RefSeq and is a predicted model, not a curated record. Bases 1 to 1212 code for a protein of 403 amino acids. Lineage: Eukaryota; Metazoa; Mollusca; Bivalvia; Pectinida; Pectinidae.